AAGAUUUCAGCUUUCUCAAUUCGGCCGAACUGUACAAUUCAAUUACAGUCUGGUCAUCAGUCCUCGAGUGUCAGUCUACGUGAUUAAGUAAUCUCGAACGGUUCUGUGCAUCGUUUAUUCUUCUGAAUCUUCAAUAAUAAUUUAGAAAAAGAAUUCUAUAAGAAAAAAAUUACAAGUUAAUGAAUAUUUUUUAAUAUAAAGUUAUUAGAGAACUUAUAUAAAAAUAGAGAAACGAAAAAAAAUUUUUUUAAACAUUUUUCUAUGAAAUUAUUUUUGUAUUCAGUGAUGCAAAUUUUGUGUUGAAUCAAUUCGAAAAAUUAAUUAAUUACCGAAAAGGAAAAAACUUUUAGAAAAAAUACGAAAUAAAUAUAAAUUUUUUAUUUCAUAUUUGUGCAAGAAUAAAAAUAAGACCCAAAAUAUUAGACAUGUCAUGGCGAGAAAAAGGAAAAGCAUCGAAUCCAGUAAAUGGUCCAAAAAUUCAUGGAUAUCUACAAGCCUUGCCAAACAAUCGAAUAGUUAUUCAUUCAUAUCUCCUACUCAUUCUUUCACUUAUAAUUUGGAGAAUUCUAAUCCAAAGUAUAACCAUGAACAUUCUAUAGUUCAAAAAAUAUGUAAAGACGGUGGUUCGUCCAGUACAAGUAUGGCGAACGUGGUUCCAUGGCUGCUAUCAAUAUGCCUGUUUGGCCUCCAGGAAAUCGCGAUUCAACCUGGAAGCGAUGCGCUUUCACGCAAUCUUGAAACAAACGGUCAAAGAAGUGUGUCUUCGGGCUUUCGCUCGUCUUUAAGAAAUUACAAAACCUUGAUAUCGAGUCAUGAUGAGCUUCCUGGCCAUAUAAAUUGCGACUCAUUCAAGUUUGAGGAGGAUUUGAUGAAUAAAUUGCCUACCACUCCAGAAUACAACAAUCAUCUUUAUGGUUCAACACCAGAUUCGAGAGAUUAUUUUUCAAGACCUUUCGAGAAAAGAUUGCAUUCGAGGUUACCUGGAAGAAAUUUCAACUUACUCAAGACAGAUGCAAAUUCGGUAAAUGAACUAGAGUCUCAUGGAUUUAAUUAUGAUCCAGGUCGUGGACACAUUGAGGACGACUAUGUUGGUCCUGCUAUGGAAUUAGUUUAUGCAUGGUCCACUAUCGAUUACACUUAUGACAGCAUCGAAGCUCGAGAUUCGGCUAUCUUCGAUGGAGAUUUUAUAGCUGAAAACAAUUUACCUUUGGGACUCGAAGUUUGGAGAGAUAAAGUUUUCAUUACUCUUCCAAAAUGGAAAGAUGGUAUUCCAGUGACAUUGACUACCAUACCCAAACAUUCGAAGACAAAAAGUCCAAAAUUGAGACCUUAUCCGAACUGGGAAUGGCAUACAGUAGGAAACUGCGAUGGACUAACUUCCGUCUUCAGAAUUCAAGUGGACGAAUGCGAUCGUCUUUGGAUCUUAGACUCUGGUAAAGUGGAUAUAGCGAAAGGAGGCAAAUUGGCUUGUCCUCCAGCGAUCUUUAUCUUCGAUUUAACUACAGAUACUCUUAUCAGAAAGUACAUUAUACCAAAAGAUCAAGUAAAAGAAGACUCCUUGUAUACCAAUAUCGUUGUAGAUAUCAGAAACGAGGAUUGUGGUUCAGCAAUAGCUUAUAUCUCCGACGUGUUCCGUUAUGGAUUGUUAGUAUAUGAUUUCUUCAAAGACUCCUCUUUCAGAAUUCAACAUCAUUUCUUCUAUCCUGAUCCCUUGGCUUCUAAAUAUGAACUUCAUGGCAUAAAAUUCCAAUGGACAGACGGGAUUUUUGGAAUGGCACUAAGUCCAGUGGAUAUUCACGAUGAUAGGACACUAUUCUUUCAUCCUAUGUCUAGUUUUCGAGAGUUUGCUGUUUCCACGUCUAUUCUUGGGGACAAGAAGACAGCUGAAGAGAAUACUGAUUACUUCAUGCCUAUUGGCAGACCCAGAGCCAAAGAUUAUGGUCAUUCUUCAGGUUCCGUGAUUGAUAGAAAUGGAGUAAUGUUCUUUAAUAUGGUGACUAGAGAUUCUGUCUGGUGUUGGGAUACCAGAAAAGAGUACAUACCUCAGAAUCUUGGUGUCAUAGGUACUAGUAAUUUAUCCUUGGUCUUUCCAAAUGAUAUCAAGGUUGACCAUGAAUAUGAUCAAAAUGUAUGGGUGCUCUCUAAUAAGUUAGCUAUGUAUCUUUACGGAAGCAUCGAUAGCAGCAAGAUUAAUUAUAGAAUAUUCAAAGCUAAUAUCAAAGAAGCUGUCAAAGACACUGUUUGUGAUCCUAAUUAUGUUGUGCCUGGUUCUGAACAUGGUUAUGACGAAAUUUGUUGAAAAUUAUUUAAAAAACAUUGAUGACAGAUAUGGGAUUAUAUAGUGAAGAAAAAUAUAAAUAUUUAUAAAUAAAAGAUAAUGAAUAUUUAUAAAAAUUAAGGAAAGAGGAUAAAACAAUGUUAUCCAAUCAUUUUUGAAUUAUAAUUUCCUUUUGCAAUAUUCAAAUAAUUUGCGAUUUCCACUUCCAUAUAAGCUAACUAGACACUGCCUUUAACUAAUGAAAAAAUGACUUUGAUAUAUUUAAAAUACGGCAAAUUAUAAUAUUGUAAUUAUAAUAAAAUAAAUAUAAAAAUUAUCAAUAACAACAGCAAUUUUCCAGGAAUUACUUGACGAUAAUCAAAGGCAAAGAUUAAGAACUAGAAUGGAUAGCAAUUGAUUCUCUUACUUCGGGAAAGCGAAUAUGAAUAGAUGUUAUAAUUUUAAUUAUAAGAGAUUAAAAGAGAAAGCAACUACCUCGAAUUCGCUUUCUUCUGAAGUAAUAGAAAAGUUUCAUAUUUUUGAACUCUAAAAAUAAAUGAAUUAUAAACAUUUAC
Apis dorsata (giant honeybee) is the source of this 2832-nucleotide messenger RNA. RefSeq names its product protein yellow-like (gene Y-h). The coding region runs from base 431 to 2299 and encodes 622 amino acids. The transcript is spliced from 6 exons. NCBI's taxonomy places the organism in Eukaryota, Metazoa, Arthropoda, Insecta, Hymenoptera, Apidae. Gene Ontology annotation, cellular component: extracellular region. The record is from RefSeq and is a predicted model, not a curated record.